AUGAUCAGAAAGCAAUCCAUGGAAGCACAAAGCAACACUUCCUCUAUCAUGGUCCCUGACUUCCUCCUCAUCUGCUUCCCCAACUACCAGCCCUGGCAGCACUGGCUGUCCCUGCCCCUCAGCCUCCUCUUCCUCCUAGCCAUGGGGGCCAACGCCACCCUUCUCAUCACCAUCAGGAUGGAGGCCUCUCUGCAUGAGCCCAUGUACUACCUGCUCAGCCUUCUGUCCCUGCUGGACAUUGUGCUCUGCCUCACUGUUAUCCCUAAGGUCCUGGCCAUCUUCUGGUUUGACAAUAAAUCCAUCAGCUUCUCUGCCUGCUUCCUCCAGAUGUUUGUUAUGAACAGUUUCCUGACGAUGGAGUCCUGCACCUUCAUGGUCAUGGCCUAUGACCGCUAUGUGGCCAUCUGCAAGCCUCUGCAGUACCCGUCUAUCAUCACUGACCGGUUCGUGGUUAGGGCUGCCAUCUUUGUAGCAACCAGAAAUGGGAUUCUUACUAUGCCUAUCCCCAUACUUUCUUCCCAACUGAGAUAUUGUGCAAGAAUUAUCAAGAACUGCAUCUGCACUAACAUGUCUGUAUCCAAGCUCUCCUGUGAUGACAUCACUUUUAAUAAACUUUACCAGUUUGUCAUAGGUUGGACCCUGCUGGGCUCUGACCUCAUCCUCAUUGUCCUAUCUUACUCUUUCAUCCUGAAGGCUGUGCUUAGGAUCAAAGCGGAGGGAGCUGUGGUCAAAGCACUGAGCACAUGUGGUUCCCACUUUAUCCUCAUCCUCUUCUUCAGCACAGUCUUGCUGGUACUGGUCAUCACUAACCUGGCCAGGGAGAGGAUUCCCCCAGAUGUCCCCAUCCUGCUCAACAUCCUGCAUCACCUGAUCCCUCCAGCUCUGAAUCCCAUUGUUUAUGGGGUAAGAACCAGGGAGAUCAAGCAGGGAAUACGGAACCUGCUGAGGAGGUUGUAA
Molecule: messenger RNA, 957 nt
Organism: Apodemus sylvaticus (European woodmouse)
Lineage: Eukaryota; Metazoa; Chordata; Mammalia; Rodentia; Muridae
Product: olfactory receptor 56A4-like
Exons: 1
Coding region: 1-957 (318 amino acids)
Biological process (GO): G protein-coupled receptor signaling pathway
Cellular component (GO): membrane
Molecular function (GO): G protein-coupled receptor activity; olfactory receptor activity
Source: RefSeq, a predicted model, not a curated record